This is a messenger RNA of Vitrella brassicaformis, 515 nucleotides long. The record is from the annotation of a GenBank genome assembly. Lineage: Eukaryota; Vitrellaceae.
GGCGGAGAGGCGGUCGCUGAGUUGAGGCGGCACACACAAGAGCCGUAUCAGCUUGCAAGAGCCGGCAGAUAAUCAUAAGAAUUGGGUCGACAUCCCUUCGUCGGUUCGUCGGCACACGUCGAGGGCUGUUCGCCUCGAGGACUUCUCCUGUGGCUGACCAGGCCAUCGAGGAGAAGUCCCUGCCGCCACUUGCAGCAGCGGCCCUGUUGGCGGUCCCUCUCGUCUCUUCCACUGCCCUCGGCACGUGCUGCAGCAAGAUGGCCUUCACGGCAAAGCGGCUGGGCAUCACGGUGUUCAAUCCACAGUUCCCGCCCACCAUCAACGUGCAGGGUAUCAUCCCCUGUUCGAAGAUCCGCGAGGACAAGGGGCUGGUCGGCUUCACCAAGCAGCCCGCCAAGACGACCAUCCGUGACCCGCCUCAAUUCUCCAAGAGCGUGAAGCUGCAGCUGGCUGACGGUGGUGAGGGGGGGCGGCAGCGAUGCCGGCGUCGACACGGCAGAGGCGCAGCUGUAUGA